AUGGAAACGCUAUGGAGGACUGGUCUGGUCUGCACUGUCAUCGUCGUCCUGGUUGCCACCGAGGUCGCAGGAGGUCACAGAGAUGAGUUCGCUCAGUCACAAGCUGCCUUCCUGUCCAGUCUAGGCCAGUAUGAGAUUGCCAUCCCAGUACGUGUUGGACCAGAUGGUGAGACGCUAGACACAGCAACGUCUCAACACCACCACAGAAGAAGACGCAGCACUGAAGACAAGCCACCAGACUCUCUCUUCUACCAGCUCUCCACAUCACGUAACAACUUCCUGCUGAACCUGACCCUGCAGGGAGGUCUGCUUUCCCGGCAGUUCAGGGUGGAGUACUGGAAAAGAGGUCGAUUAGCCUGGAGUCACCCAUACUCUCCCCACUGCCAUUAUGUAGGACACCUCCAAGACCAGCCUCACUCCAGCAAAGUGGCCCUCAGCAACUGUAACGGCCUGCAGGGGGUGAUUGUUGCAGGGGGAGAGGAGUACCUGAUUGAACCCCUUGUCUCACCAGAUAACCAGACCAGGACAGAGAAGGGGGAGAGAACAGAGGGGCGCCCCCAUGUGGUUUACAAGCGGUCAUCUCUCCGCCAUCAGUACAAGGGCCAAUCUUGUGGAGUCAUUGAUGAGAAGCCGAUGAAGGGGGCGUCAUGGUGGCAGCGGACUCUGAAGACGCCUCCUCAUCACGUCGGCCGCGGCCAGCUGCCACUAAAGCGCUCGGUGAGCCGGGAGCGCUACGUUGAGACACUGGUGGUAGCUGACAAGAUGAUGGUGGGUUACCACGGUCGCAGGGACAUCGAGCAGUACAUCCUGGCUGUCAUGAAUAUUGUUGCCAAACUGUUCCAGGAUUCUAGCCUCGGGAAUGCAGUCAACAUUGUGGUGACUCGACUCAUCCUGCUCAUGGAGGACCAGCCAACACUAGAGAUCAACCAUCAUGCAGGGAAGUCUUUAGACAGCUUCUGUAAGUGGCAGAAAACCAUCCAGCACCGGAGCAGCUAUGGGAACGCCAUACCCGACAACGGCAUCGCUCACCACGACACCGCUGUGCUUAUCACCAGAUACGACAUCUGCAUCCAAAAAAACAAGCCCUGUGAAACCCUAGGUCUGGCUCCUGUUGGGGGGAUGUGUGAGCCAGAGAGAAGCUGUAGCAUCAAUGAGGACAUCGGCCUGGGAACAGCUUUCACGAUCGCCCAUGAGAUUGGACACACGUUUGGGAUGAACCAUGACGGGAUGGGAAACGCCUGUGGGCCCCGCAGCCAGGAGACCGCCAAACUGAUGGCCGACCACAUCACCAUGAAGACAAACCCAUUCAUCUGGUCGGCCUGUAGCCGGGAUUACAUCACCAGCUUCCUGGAUUCAGGUAUGGGCUCCUGUCUGAACAACGUCCCCCCCAAGCAGGAGUUUGUGUACCCCACUACAGCCCCCGGUCAGGCCUACGAUGCAGACGAACAGUGCCGUUUCCAGUAUGGUGUCAGAUCUCGACAGUGUAAAUAUGCGGAAGUUUGCAGUGAACUUUGGUGCAUGAGCAAGAGCAACCGUUGCAUCACCAGCAGCAUCCCCGCUGCAGAGGGAACCAUCUGUCAGACCAACACCAUAGAGAAAGGGUGGUGCUACAAGAGGGUGUGCGUGGCCUAUGGGACACGUCCAGAGGGCGUGGACGGGGGCUGGGGACUGUGGUCACCCUGGGAGGAGUGUAGCAGGACCUGUGGAGGUGGAGUCUCAUCCUCUAUAAGACACUGCGACAGCCCCAGGCCAACCAUUGGUGGAAAGUAUUGUCUGGGGGAGAGAAAGCGCUUCAGGUCCUGCAAUAUUGAUGAGUGCCCCGCAGGCUCACGGGAUUUCCGGGAGAUGCAGUGCUCCGACUUCGACAGCGUUCCUUUCCGGGGGAAAUUUUACACCUGGAAGCCAUACAGAGGAGGUGGGGUGAAGCCUUGCUCUCUCAACUGCCUCGCCGAAGGAUACAACUUCUACACAGAGCGUGCUCCAGCUGUGGUGGACGGCACACCUUGCCGGGAUGACUCUCUGGACGUGUGUGUAAACGGAGAGUGUAAGCACGUAGGCUGUGAUCGAAUCCUCGGCUCAGACGUUCGUGAGGACCGCUGUCGGAUCUGCGGAGGUGAUGGGAGCAGCUGCGUGUCUGUGGAGGGAGUCUUCAACGACUCACUGCCCGAAGGAGGUUAUGAAGAGGUUGUCAGAAUUCCUAAAGGAUCCGUGUUCAUCCACAUACAAGAGCUCAACAUCUCCCUAAACUACCUUGUGCUGAAGAGUAAAGGCGAUCAGUACUUUAUCAAUGGGAAGCUGACAAUUGACACACCACGCAGGUUUGAAAUCGCUGGAACAACCUUCCACUAUAGGAGACCCACUGAUGCACCAGAAACUCUUGAGGCUCUGGGACCAACAAAUAUGACCCUCAUCGUCAUGGUGCUGGUGAGGGAGGAGAACCCGGGGAUCCACUAUCGUUUCAACCCCCCACUCAACAGGGAUCCACUGAGUGGCUUUGCCUGGCACUACACAUCCUGGUCACGCUGCUCGGCUCUGUGUGCUGGAGGUGUACAGACCCAGCAGGUGGUGUGUAAGAAGCAGGGAGAUCAUACAGUCGUCUACAACCACUUCUGUGAUAAGAAGAACAAACCCAAAGAGAAGAGAAGAUCCUGCAAUACUGAGCCAUGCUCCCCAAGCUGGUGGACAGGAGAGUGGUCGGAGUGCAGCCGCAGCUGUAACGGAGGUGUGCGUACACGGGAGGUGUUAUGUAAAAGGAGGAUCUCUGCGUCAGAGGAGAAGGUCCUGGACGACUCAGCCUGCACCUCAACACGCCCCUCACUCACUGAGCCCUGCAGCAACCACAGCUGCCCCCCUGAAUGGCUGGCCCUGGACUGGUCAGAGUGUACGCCCAGCUGUGGUCCUGGCUACAGGCACCGUGUGGUCUUGUGCAAGAGCGGGGAGAGUGGCGACACGCUGCCAGAGUCCAAGUGCCCCAAGCAUGGUCGGCCCACCUCCAGAGUGCGCUGUAACCUGCAGCGCUGCCCUCCGCCUCAGUGGGUGACGGGUCCCUGGGGAGAGUGCUCUGCCAAAUGCGGUCUGGGUCAGGAGAUGCGUUCGGUGCAGUGUCUGACUCACACGGGCCAGCCGUCCAAUGAGUGUCUGGAGCAUCAGCGGCCAGCAGCCAUGCAGCAGUGCAAGAGCAAAUGUGACCUCAGUCUGCCCAUCAGUACAGACAACCCUGAAGAGUGUAAAGAUGUGAACACUGUGGCCUACUGCCCCCUGGUGCUCAGGUUCAAGUUCUGCAGCCGGCCAUAUUUUAGACAAAUGUGCUGCAAAACCUGCCAGGGACACUGA
Scomber japonicus (chub mackerel) is the source of this 3333-nucleotide messenger RNA. It is a transcript of the gene adamts10, whose product is annotated as ADAM metallopeptidase with thrombospondin type 1 motif, 10. NCBI's taxonomy places the organism in Eukaryota, Metazoa, Chordata, Actinopteri, Scombriformes, Scombridae. The transcript has 25 exons. The coding region runs from base 1 to 3333 and encodes 1110 amino acids. Gene Ontology annotation, molecular function: metalloendopeptidase activity. Gene Ontology annotation, biological process: proteolysis; extracellular matrix organization. The record is from RefSeq and is a predicted model, not a curated record. Gene Ontology annotation, cellular component: extracellular matrix.